Messenger RNA from Rubroshorea leprosula, 586 nucleotides. Lineage: Eukaryota; Viridiplantae; Streptophyta; Magnoliopsida; Malvales; Dipterocarpaceae. The record is from the annotation of a GenBank genome assembly.
ACUAUUGUUCCAGUUUCAUUUCUACUUUCUCUGCAUUCUUCUAUUUACUGCCCCAUAUUUUCUAAGGUAACUCGUAAGCUUCAUGUUCGCAUGAGUUUACGAAUGGUUGGAUCACCAUUUUUCUUCUCAACUUUAACUUUUGGAUUACCAUUAUUGCAUCAUUUUGAUAAAAUCUACUGCACUUUUCUGUCUCUUAGAAGCAAAAGUUUCACACCAGCAGCUAGAAAUUCCGAGCAAUCUGUGGAGAAGCGUUUCAGUAGGCCCCUCCCUUUGCUGCUUCAGGAAAAAAAAAAAAGAGAAAAAAUUGGGCAUAUCCCUUUCUGUUUUCAUUUGAAGGUUAUUCGGGGGAAAGCACUAGCCAUUUAAGCCAGAUUGCAUCAAUUUGGUGAAAUCUACAUCAUAUUCUGCAAUUUACGUUUUCAAUAUUCUCAAAGACUCAAAUUGAAGAAGCACAAUUUUCAGGCAGCAGGCAACUUGUGGAGAAGUUUUUGUCAGGCACAUUGGUCGAUCCUUACUCUUGUCGGUUGGAGAAAAUACUAGCAAUUUAAGGUAUAUCUUCUUCUUCCAAUCAACCAUGCAUAUAUAA